This is a messenger RNA of Cheilinus undulatus (humphead wrasse), 5843 nucleotides long. It is a transcript of the gene rbfox1l, whose product is annotated as RNA binding fox-1 homolog 1, like. The record is from RefSeq and is a predicted model, not a curated record. Bases 319 to 1470 code for a protein of 383 amino acids. The transcript has 12 exons. Gene Ontology annotation, biological process: regulation of alternative mRNA splicing, via spliceosome; nervous system development. Gene Ontology annotation, molecular function: mRNA binding. Gene Ontology annotation, cellular component: cytoplasm; nucleus. Lineage: Eukaryota; Metazoa; Chordata; Actinopteri; Labriformes; Labridae.
CCGAUGGACACACAGGAGCUCACUUGCUUUCUGUUUCAUUGCUCUUUUUCCUGUCUUUUCCGGACAGGAUCUCCCUUGUUUUGUGGACUUUGUUUGUGUUUUCUUCUCUUACUCAUCUGCGCCUUUACAGAGCCUUAAACUUCAACCCCUCCUGGAUCUUCUUUUUCUCCCUGUUGUGAUUUUUUUUGUCUUUUUCUUCCUCUUUUUCCUAAUCAGACUGCUUUUCCUGUGUGCAUAUCAGUCCUUACCCUGCUGUGUUUUUUCCUUAUCCUCUUCUCCUCCACCGUUCCCUGUCUACCAGUGCGUGGUUUUUGGGCCAUGCUCUCCUCACCCACUGUGAUUCUCCAGCCUUAUGGACUCCCUGUCUACCCACAGACAACCACAUGCUACCCCAGCAUAGUACAGGGAGGCCCUACACAAGAGGCCGGCCCUGGCAGUGGCGACCCCGCCCUGCCACAGGUCUACGCUCCUCCUCCGUCCUACCCCCCACCAAGUCAAGGCCCGCCAACAUCUGCGGGCAGACUGCCACCUCUUGACUUUAGCUCUGCACAUGCCAGUUCAGAGUACCCUGAACAUCCUCAGCUCAGAGUCUAUCAGGCCCCUCAGCAUGACGGGGCUGAGGCUCUGACGUCCAGUAACACGGAGGACGCUUUGGCCCCUGUGACAUCUGAUCCCCAGUCUCUGAGUGUGUCCGUGUCAUCAGGGGGCGGGGCAGGAAGUGGCAGUGAGGAGGAGGGGUCAGGUAAGGCCCAGCCAAAACGCCUCCAUGUCUCCAACAUCCCCUUUCGCUUCAGAGACCCAGAUCUCCGCCAGAUGUUUGGGCAAUUUGGGAAGAUCCUUGAUGUAGAAAUUAUCUUCAAUGAGAGGGGUUCAAAGGGCUUUGGAUUUGUCACCUUUGAAAGUGCCACCGAGGCCGAUCGAGCAAGAGAAAAGUUGAAUGGGACAAUUGUAGAGGGGAGAAAGAUUGAGGUUAACAAUGCAACUGCAAGAGUAGUUACCAAGAAGCCCCAGACACCUCUAGUGAACGGGGAACUUUCAACUUCUGGAUGGAAGAUCAACCCAGUGAUGGGGGCAGUGUAUGCACCUGAACUCUAUACUGUUGCCAGUUUCCCAUAUCCUGUAGCGACUCCCACCUUGGCAUACCGGGGCUCUGCUCUGCGCGGUCGAGGCCGAGCUGUCUACAACACAAUCCGCUCUGCUGCUGCCACACCUGCCGCUGUACCUGCCUACCCCGGGGUUGUAUAUCAGGAUGGACUAUAUGGAACAGAAGUCUAUGGAGGCUAUCCUGCAGCUUACAGAGUGGCUCAAUCAGCAUCGACUGCCACAGCAGCUUACAGUGAUGGAUACGGACGGGUGUAUGCUACAGCUGCUGAUCCCUAUCACCACUCAGUUGGACCAACAACAACCUAUGGAGUUGGUACAAUGGCCAGUUUAUACAGAGGAGGAUAUAACCGCUUCACCCCAUACUGAGACACCCAGUAGGGGGCAGGGAUGACACCCUCAUGAACUCUGGGAUUGGCUGAUCCAUGGACACUGCAGGACAGAUGAUAAGAUCCUUCAAGUUUGUAAAAGUGGGAAUGGCUUUACCUCCUGUCUCCUUCACAACCUCUCCUUCAGAGGCUAAACGGACUGAAGUUGUAAAUACUGUAGGACUUAUUCUAAUGAUUAAUAUUUAGCACCUGGAGAAUGUUAUUUAAGACAGUUGCUUAAAAACCUUUAAGAGAUUGUUUUCUGUAUUUAAGAUGUUUGCUCUCACUACAGGAGGGACAGUCCAUGAUAAAUACUGUGAGAAUGAAUUUUUGUGACUACUAUCCACUGUCACGGGUCAAACUGUACAAAUGAACAUUUGUACAAUAUUUAGAUGACUUAUUUUUGAUGAUAGCUAUUUACUUAAUCUGUUUGACUGUGUGUUUGAACGUGUGUUUGUGAGUGUGUUAAUGACUGAGAGAGACCGCUGUGACUCUGGUUUCAAUAUUACAAACACUGAACUAAUGUUUGUCUGGACUUAGCUGGAAUUUUGUUUUUUUUAGCCUUUCUAACAAUCUACCUCUCAUACAUUUCUAGUUUUGAUUACAGCCAUCUUUAUUAGUCCUGUUUCGCUUUCUCUAUCCUUCAUUUUUAGACUCAGCAGAGCUUUCUUUAAUCUUUUUAUUUAACUUCUUUUUAAACCCUUACUAAAGCUAAACCAAGUGGUCUGGUCAAGUUCUGUCUCUUAUGUCAACAACAAGGGCUGGUUUCUUUUUUCCCAUGUUUUUGUUAUCUAAUAUAUACAUAAAAAAGCUGAAAUUGAGCUCAGUCGAGCAAUACACUGACUCCUGUGAAUGAAGCUGAGCAAAGUCUCCGGAUCUCUAAAAAGAGUCACACUCUCCAUCACUACGAAUGAGGCUGGAUGGAUAUUGGCUGGGGAGAUGCAAGUCAGAUCAGAGUUUACUAUCCCAAACCAGAAUGCUUGGUGGAAAGGCACAUCUCAGUCCCUGUUUCUAUGCCUAUCUUUUGUACCUCAGCUCCCAGGAUGCUUUAUAUUUCUGAUCAGCUUUAAUCGCCUUCAAGGUUCAGAGUGGGGCUGCAUUGUGCUGUUGCCUUAACAUUUACAGGCCUUUCUCAGAAACUGCUUCCUCUUAGUCUUUAUUUUUUAGACACACCUGUUUCUAUGUUAAUUUAUUCUUCUCUGCUCUUUUUCUGUCUACUUUGCCUUAUUUCUCUCGUAUUUUUUUCCUCUGUGUUCUCACUCAGAGCUGCUGAAUACCUUAACUUUUAUCAAUCAGUUCUUUUCUGCCUUUUCUUUGUUUCUGUUUCACUUUUCCCUGGUGUGUUUGAUGUUUACCUCUAAAUAAAUUCUCUUUUCGCUGUUCUCCUCUUCUGUCUUUUGUUGUUUUAUAACAUUUUCCAGGCUAUUUUGUGUUUCUACACAGCUCUGUUGUAAUAGAAAGCUUUUAUUAGUGAUUGAUUGGCUUAGACUUUUCAGGUAAAAGUUUUAAGUCAAUCAGCGGAAAGCGGUUCUUUCCCUCUGUUUCUUGGUCAGUGUAGUUUAGGAAAACUGAUUUUUAUUUUGAAAUUAGAAAUCCAAAAGUGGAAAACCUGCCCUGAGCUCUUUCAGGAAGUUCAUUAUUAUAUUGUGAAUCUAAGAGGCAGAAUAAAAAGGUUUACGUUUUGAGAAUCAAGAAACAGAAAAUGAAAAACAUUUUGUUUUCUAUUUCUUUUUUUUUCCAUUUUCAAUUUCUCUUCUAUAAAAAAAGAAAAAGAAUAAAUGAAUACAGGCUCACUUUUCCAUUUUUCAUUUUUAGAAUCAAAAAAGGAAGAUCAAUGAACAGAACACUGGGGCUGUAACAUUCUUUUACUACAUACAUGACCUGGUGCACGUGUUGUAUUUAAAAAAGAAUGUUAAAUCUCCAGAUCAAUGACGAACUGUUUUUCAUCUUUAGUAUUUAUAUUUGGAGAGCAAAACAGAGCUAUGGAAAAUGAAAAACAAGAAACAGUAAACAAAUCCAUUUAUCGUUCUCUUUUUUUGAUAAUCGGUUUGUUUUUUGUUUUUUAAUACACAAUUUAAUUGUGUUUUUGCCUGAAAGUGUCCAGGGUUGUUUUUCCACACUUUGCUUUCCUACUUUUAAAUAGUAAUCACGAAGCAUGGAUUUCUGAUUUCUAAUUUCAUGAUAAAACUGAGCUGGCUGUAAAAAAAACACUGGCCAUUUUUUCUUCUAUUCAACUUGUUUUCCCACCUUUAUUUUCUUGUUUUUUUCCCUUCUUUUCUGCACCACUGUAAAAAACAUAUUUACACACACAUGAAAUGUCGCCUUGGUCUGUUCUUCUUUUUAUCUAUUACCUUUAAAACUUUCUGAAUUCAUUCUUCGUGUUAUUAUUUGUAGGUUUAGUUGUAAGACCUUUCAUAGUUUUCCUUUUGUUUCUUUAUUUUUAACUUUCUUCCUUUCUCCAUCAUUAAUAGUCUCCUUUUGACUUUUCCUUCUUUGCAUGAUACACAGUCCUCUCCUAUUUACUGCAUGUUUGCUUCUUUAGCUAGUUUCUAGUCCUUUAGUGGGUAUAACACAUGAGAGGGAGCAGUAAAGUCCUGAACAUCAUUAUUGUUGUGAUACAGAUGUAGGCACACAACUGAAGAUAAAAACAGCAAUGAUGAUUAUACAGAACAACAUUUCAACCUUGAGUUUGAUUUUGGUUUUAAACAAGAAGGUAAAAACCUACAACAGAUCAUUUUAACUCCAUCAGGUCAACUCAUUUUAUAAUUGAACUGAAACCCCAACAUUUUACUGCAAUCUAGUCGCUCUGGCUGUGUCCAUGGUUUGUAGUAUCCACCUAAUUCCUAACCCCCAUGGUACUUGACAGGAAUUCUAGGUGUGACUUCUGGUGCCGCCUGUCAAAAUAGAGUUUUCCAUAGUUAGGAGAUGCUAAUCAAGAUUAUUAUUAAGCAAUUUAGGAGAUUUUUAAAAAGUAUGUAAAAAAAUAUGAUCUGAUUAUUUCUCAGCCUUCUUCUGUGAAGGGUACUGUAAAAAAAGGAUAUUUAACUAACUUGAUUAUCUCUGUAACUGUAUUUGCGAAGUAAUAAAGUAGUCCUUUUUUAAAUAUUUAUUUUUAUUAAUAUCAGUCAUUCACAAAGUCACAUGUUGAGGUUUGUUUAUCUCAAACAGGUACCAGAACUCAAAUAUUUCAGAAACUUUCAUUUAUAACUUACAGCUGAUAACAUUUAGUUUGAUGCUUCAUUUAGAUAAACAUUUGAUAAUGUCUGCUAAAGUACCAGAAGUUCCACCUGUAAUCAUAUCUGCAAAAGAGGAUGAAAAAACUGACAUGCAUCGCGAAACUAGCAAAUUUAGUGUUGUGUGAUUCUAAGGUUUCAGAUUUAUCAGUGAAGAAAAACUCUGUUAAACCUGAGAGUCAGAACUCUAGGCUGAGGUGGAGUGACACAUAUUAUGAAAAGUCCUUAUAGUCAUAUAUGGGAUGCCUCUUGUCCAAUCAAAUCUCUUGUUUGGAACUAACUCCUUUCCCUAUGUGUUUAGUCUUUCUCUCCUCUGACUUGAUCUCAUUUCUGUUCUAUUUUAGUUUAUUUUUUCCCUAGUAGUUGUCCUUUUUCUCUCAUUGGAUAGCCAGCUUCAGUUCCAUUUAAAAAUAGCUUACAGUGACAGAUUCUUAAAAAGUUUAAUGCCUGAUUUCACAUUGUGAAUGUCAGUAAUGGGGGUCUUCUCCUGUCAGGAGCUUUACUUCCUACAUUCUCGUGACUUUUUAUGCAUUUACUUCAUUAUUUAGAAGUCUUUCUAUGAGCUCCAGUUGAAAGGGGCAUGUUUCCUGACAGCCACGGUGUGAUCACAAGAUUUAUUCACUUAGAUUCACCUCAAAGUAGUUGCAUUUGAAUUCAGCAUUCAAUUCACAUGUAAGGUAGUAGUUGAUGCAGCUUUAGGACUUCUGUGAUAAAACAGCAAAAACAUACUCUAAUCUUCACUGAUGAUUUAGUUACCUUGAUUUUAAAAAAAUGAUUAUUUAAGGAUGUUGGUGUUUUACCAGCUGUUUCUGCAGAAACAUCUUAUUUUUUGUACCUUGCUUUCUAAUCUUUGAAAUUUCUGUUAUCUGUCCUCUUUUAUCUUUAGACUUACUUGCAUGAACUCAUUUUUCAUUUCAAUUCUUUCCUUUGUUUCAGUUCUGACUUUUUCUGGCUAUCAGACAACCAUCAUCCAACUUUUAAGUCAGAAAUCAUGUAUUUUACUACGCUGACCAUUUUUACACAAGGUCUUUAAAAUUCAGAUUUUGAGCAUGCAUCUGCAUAGUACCAGGUACUAGGUCUGUUCUCUCCUCCAUAUCACUGGUGUCUCUAUUCUGUUAUUUAAAAUAAAGUGUCUAUAUCA